Molecule: messenger RNA, 1185 nt
Organism: Diprion similis
Lineage: Eukaryota; Metazoa; Arthropoda; Insecta; Hymenoptera; Diprionidae
Product: phospholipase A1-like
Exons: 8
Coding region: 96-1127 (343 amino acids)
Biological process (GO): lipid metabolic process
Molecular function (GO): lipase activity
Source: RefSeq, a predicted model, not a curated record
UUUAACGGUCCAAAAAUAAUUGUUAACUAAUAACGUUAAUCAUAACUAUCUCUUAAAUUAUUGACUGUAUAAUUUACAGAGGAAUUCACGGUAAAAUGUACUCGCUAAAUCUCUUAAUGCUGGUUCUUGGACUUGCUAUUCGUUUGGACCAAGUUGUCAGUGAAACAAGUUGCAUCUCGAAUGCAGGCCAUCCUCACCUUUUAUUUUACUCUGUUUUCAUCAACGCGUCUGAAGUAGACUUCGAUGUUCCUUCGACGGUUCCUGUUAACGCCUCGUUGAAUACAGUUUUUAUUAUACACGGAUUCUUGAGCCAUGCGACGAAGGACUGGGUAAAUGACACUGUAUCAGCUCUUUUGCGAAACCAACCAAGGAAUAUCUUUGUGGUUGAUUGGAGAAUCGGGGCUUGUACCGAGAGCAGUAAAUACCUGAUUUUGAAGACUUACGGUGCAGCAGCUGGAAACACUAAAGAAGUCGGCCAAUCCGUUUCCAGAUACAUCGAAAAGCUCGUCAACAAUUAUUCUAUUCUCCCGAAGGAUGUGUGGAUCAUAGGACACAGUUUGGGUGCUCAUGUCGCGGGAUUUGCAGGCAAAGAUCUUCAGUUACGUAGGCAAUGGAAACUCGGACGCAUUACAGGACUCGAUCCUGCUGGACCCAAUUUCAGAGAGGUAGCCCCUACCGAUCGUCUAGACAAAAUGGACGCUGCGUUCGUUGAAGUGACGCAUACAUCUUCGUUGCUUGGUCUUCAGGAACCCGUGGGGCAUGUCGAUAUUUAUUUUAAUGGUGGCGAAUUUCAGCGCAGCUGUUUACUCAGAACACCUGGCUGCUCGCAUGCGAGAUCUAUCGAUUUUUAUAUCGAAGCCAUUGGAAAUCCGAAUUGUAAUUUCAUAGGAAAGGCAUGGUCAAAGGAAAAGGGAUAUAAAAAUAUAACGGAAUCAGGAUGCAGUGAAGACUUAAUGACAGUGGUCGGACCCUUGGCCGAAGAAUAUUCUGCGCGGGGAACAUUCUAUAUUGAGACUAAUAACGAAUCUCCUUACUGCACUGGGAAAUCGCCAACUUCCGAUGUUCCGGAAAUACCUGCCGAUGAUAAUUCCCUGGAUGAAAAUUUAUUUGACAGUCCAUUUUUCUGAAGAGAAAUAUAAUUUUAAAGCUACUGUCAAAUGGUGAUGCGAAAGCAAUGUAUCACAA